UUGGCGCGAAAAGUUGAAAUUGGCGCCAGAAACUCAAACCCUAACCUUUGUAAAGCCAAUACUGAAUCUCAUUUUCAACAAACAUUUUUCGCAUCGAUCAUAAUCAAAUCAAAUCAAAUCAAAUCACUCUUCAAUUUACCAUCAAUCGAUAUCAUUUUCGUCGAAUCACAUCAACUGAUCGGAAAAUCUAAAACCUAACUUUUCGAUGGAGAAUUUAUCGAUCAUAUGCGGCGGUUUAGGUACGAUUGAAGAGGAUAAUGACCAGAAUCAGAUCGGGUACACUCCAGGAGAAUAUUGUUUAGAUAAUCUGAAGGAUUUGCUGAGGUUUUUAAGGCGAGAUGAUCCGGAGACUCGUGAAGUGUUUAAACAAGUUUGUAAAUGGAAUAUAGUGGGGAAAGAUAUAUUGCAAAUUAUUCAGUAUUGUCAGAAUGAUACUAGUUUGGUGCUAAAUGCAGUGAAAGUUUUGGUGUUUCUUACAAUGCCAGUUGAUCCAACAUCUAAAGAUAUACCACAACAGAUCGAAUAUCUCUGGGGUUUGAAGUCCUUGAUAACUUCCAGUCAUGCUAUCCCAGUGAUAGUCACCCUUCUUGAGAGCCCACUUGAACAUCUGGAAGGGGAUUUGUUUACGGAUGAUGACUGGAAAUUGGUGCAGCUGGUAGUCACCUUAUUUCGCAACAUUUUAGCUGUUCAAGACAUCACAUCGCAGCAGAGAGCUGCUGGAUUAGCUUCUGAAUUUAUACUUCUUAGAGAUAGGUUCUUAGAACUGUUGUUUGAAGAGAAUGUGAUGGACUUAAUCUUAGUUUUAACGCAGCAUGUUGGUGGGUCAAGUUGUAUCUUUCGUCAAGAUAACUUGCUUUUGUUGGAGACUUUUUACUAUAUAUACAAGGGUCAAGUUCCAGAAUUGAUUGCAAGAGCUCAUUUGGAUGCCAACGUUGAGGUGGUGGGAGAAGCAGAAGCUACUGCCACUGAUCUCAAGUCUAUUAUGGAAGAGGAAAAAGCAAAAAGAAGGCAAACAAUGCAUUUGGUUGCUCGAUCGAAGUUUAGCGGAUCAUUUACUCGAGUUACUAUGGAUGGUUCCAAAGUUUUAGUCAAGGGAAAUCCAUGUUCAGAUUCUCAUGAUUCUUUGCUUAAAGGUCACAAAAAUCCACAUGCUUCAUCUAAGAAGACGGUAUGGGAAAGCGGAAGAAUGCCAACAACAAACAAGAAUAUCGUACGGCUGCUCUAUGAUUAUACUGAUCAGUUUCUGUUAGGAGGUUAUAACGUGUUAAUGCGGUCGGUUCGUGAGGAUAUUGAGAAAGAACACCAUGGUAUUGAAAACAACGAUGUUGUUAUUUUCUUUCAGGUUGCAGAAUUUGUCAUGUCUUUCCAAAAUCAUAAGUUACUUAGUUCAAAGCCUGAUGUUAAUGCUAGUAAAUCUGAGUCUUCUAGAAACCAUGAUGCUGAUAGCACACUGUUUAAAGGAAACAUAUGUGGGUCAAUUUCUGAAACAAUGAACGAGUCAAUGUUUCUACUUGUAAUAUCUAAAUGGCGUUCUGCAUUUGAGGGCUUGAAAGAGACUAACAAUUACAGCUUUCUUUCUGCAGCCGGAUCUCUCACAAAAACAAUGAUACACAUGUUAGAUUUGGUACUUAAGCUGUCACCAGAAGAUUCCAAAGAACCUCAAACUGCCCGUGUUCUUCUCUAUAAGUUAUUUUACGAUCAGACAGAUCAAGGGAUGACCCAUUUUCUUUUCAGUCUGAUCAAAGCAUUUAAUGCACACAAACAACCAAAAAGCGACCUUGCUGAUUUGGUAGAGACAAUUCAUAUAGUCAUACGGCUAAUGGAGAACCUUCAAUCACGCGGUACAUUGAGGGUUGCUAAGAAGGCAAGGAGGAAAAGAAAGAAGAAAAGUGUAACCACAAGUAAGGAUGCUAAUAAUGCCGAUCAAGUGACUGUUCAAAAGGAUGAUUCAGUUUCUGGGGCUGAAAAAACUGAAAAUGUGAGCACGUCAAUAAAAGAAAUGCCUCAAGGUUCAAGUGCUGAUAAGAAUGGAGAGAAUGAUGUCGUCUAUGGAGAUGAUGGUGUCGUCCAUGGAGAUGAUGGUGUCAUUCCUGAAAAGUCUGAUCAACCUGAUGCAGCUAAUCUGGAAGCUCAAGAUACCGAACACAAUAUGCAACAGAUGGAAAACAAGUCUGAAAACACUAAUGCUACUGCUAAUGAUAAUGAUAAUGAUGAUUCUAUGUCAGAUGCUUCUUCUGAUGAUGAACAGCAAGAGUCAACAAAUGAAGUUGACUUUAAGGCAUCUUCAUUGGUCUCUUCUCUUGCAAACAGUACCAUAAUCCAGAACUUGUGUUGGCUGCUGAAGUUUUACAAAAGCAAUUCCGCCAGAACCAAUCAUUACAUUAUAAGUGCACUAAGAAGGGUUUGUGAAGAUCUUGAACUUUCUCCAAUGCUGUACCAGUUAUCGCUUCUCAUCAUAUUUCACACUAUCCUGGAAGAGCAGAAGUUAAGUCCAUGCAAAGAAUACGAUAACAUUAUUUCAUUCCUUACAAGUUUGGUUAGGGGAAUGCUGAAAAAAAUGAAGAGCUACCCUCUUCUUUUUGUGGAAGUCCUGUUUUGGAAGACACGUAAAGAAUGCCAUUAUAUUAACUGUGACUCAAUGAUAAAAGAUCUUGGCAAAAUGAGAAAUGGGUAUAGAAAGAAGGGAGAUGAUCCCCCGCAUGCAGAUCUUGGUGAAGCUGGUACAUCUGGUAGAAGUGGAUGGGUUAGAAAAAGUAUUGCUGAUGCACUGGGAGAUGAUGAAGCAGAUGUUGUUGUACCCGUUUGGAGAGAUGAUGACCAGAGUGAGGACAAUUCCGAUGAAGCCCAGAUGCAAAGGACCUUAAAAAGAGGCAUUAAUGAAGGAAACGACACAGUGGAAGAGUUGAACAAUGAACAUCCUGUUCAGAAAAAUCAUGAGAGGGCACGUAAAAGAUUGAAGCCAUUAGUUCUCGAUGAUGCCUUGGAACAGAAACUGAAGGACCUUUAUGAGAAAUAUAAGGAGUUUCCAGAUUGCAGUCAACGCAUAGUAGGAGAACUUAAUAUGGAAGUUUCACCCGCUCAGGUUUCCAGUAAGCUUAAAGAGAUGGGGUUCAAAUUACCGUCAAAGAGAAGAGUGGGUGACACAAAUGUCUCAAGUGUUAAUGGUGAAGCCGUGGAGGCAUCAGCACAACGAAAAAGAGGACGUCUAUUUAGUGAAGAGCAAGAGAUCAAGAUUAAAACUUUAUUUGAGCAGUUCAAAGAUAAGAAAAAGUGCUGUCAAAUGAUUGCAAGUGCACUAGACGGUGAUGUUACAUUCACAGCAGCACAAGUAUCACGAAAGCUUAGACAGCUUGGCUUGCGUAUCCGGAAACAGAAGUCGGGUGAUAACAUGCACUUAAAGGAUGAUGGGUCAGAUUCAGAUGGUGAAACGCUAUUAUCACUAAAGAAAAGGAACAAAAGGAAGCAGAAUAUAGACCCAACUGAUGACACAUCAGACCAGAAUCUUGACCCACUAUCUGAUGAUUCUGAUGACAUUGUACUAAGCUCUGCAUUCAGGAGUAAAAAGAAGCAGAAUAAGGUCCUAGCUAAGGAAACACCAGAACAAAACACAGACCAACUAUCAGACGAUUCUGAUAACAUUGUACUAAGCUCAGCUUUUAGGAGCAAAAAGAAGCAAAGUAUAGUUCCAACUGAGGAAACGCUAGACCAGAAUCUUGACCAGCCAUCAGAUGAUUCUGCUGACAUCAUACUAAGCUCAGCUUUCAGGAGGAAAAAGAAGCAGAAUAAGGUUCAAACUAUGGAAACACCAGACCAAAAUUCUGGCCAACUAUCAGAUGAUUCUGAUAACAUUGUAUUAACCUCAGCCUUUAGAAAAGGAAGUAAAAGGUUGUCACUGACAAAAGCUCAAGAAAGCCGAGGUGAUUUCCAUAGUAAGAGUGAAGUAGAAACUGAAGCUAUAAAAGUUGGCAGUGGACAAGAGGAAAAUGUCAUGAUGACCGAAAACCUUGAUAACAUGCAGGAUCAUGAACUUAGUGAUGAUUUGGCUGAUGAUGUUGGGACCAAUUCAAGUCCUGUUGCGUCUCAAAGUGCUGGUGGCGGUUCAAGGCGCAAACUGAGAAUGGUCAUAGAUCCAGAUGAUGAAGAUUAAUGUGAUUGCAAGGCGUGUUUUGUCAGUAAAUUUGAGUUUGAAAAUACUUGGAAUCCUUUAAAAAGAAGGCUGUUUCUUAAUGCACAAAGGCUAAAGCCUAUCUUUUUCUUUACA
This is a messenger RNA of Helianthus annuus (common sunflower), 4261 nucleotides long. RefSeq names its product protein timeless homolog. Gene Ontology annotation, cellular component: replication fork protection complex. The coding region runs from base 206 to 4147 and encodes 1313 amino acids. Gene Ontology annotation, molecular function: DNA binding. NCBI's taxonomy places the organism in Eukaryota, Viridiplantae, Streptophyta, Magnoliopsida, Asterales, Asteraceae. The transcript has 21 exons. Gene Ontology annotation, biological process: DNA repair; replication fork arrest; DNA replication checkpoint signaling. The record is from RefSeq and is a predicted model, not a curated record.